ACGCCUUGCUGUCAAUUUUCCACUUACACGUACGCUGGUAUCCCACGUUCCCGUUUUCCCACAACGUUUAUAACUAAAGGUACAUUUUUUUAGUUUAAAACUACAUUGUCUGUGUUAAAAUGUCGUCAUCGGAGUCAGACUCCAAAGAUGUCACCGAAGAUAGCGACGAGGGACAAAUAUAUCAAUUGAUUUAUGACAUGAUCAUCAGAGAUGACAAGGAGGAGGAAAAGGACGAGGUUCAAAUCCCUUCCAGCUGUGAGAACACACCGGUGCAUCUGAAAACUGAUGCUGAAUGGAGCGCACAUGCAUCUGCGGUGUGCUCUAACAGGCCUUUUAGUAAUGGCUCAGAGGACGAAGCAACACACAACACCACCCACACAAGACAAAUGGACCAGGAAGCUGGUAAUCCAAAGGGACUAGACACAUUGGACAAUAUCCCGGGAAUCCCAGUACCAACGGCUUCAGAGGACAAGCCAUGGCGGAAAGCUGGUGCUGACAUCUCAGAUUACUUUAACUUUGGUUUUGAUGAAGAGAGCUGGAACAUCUACUCUAAGAAACAGUCCAAAAUCCGUAAAGCUAAUAGAAAACUAUACACUAAAAUCAUGGGCCAGAAGGAAAAGGAGGCUUCUCCUGCUCCUCCUCCGUCAGGCACCCCCUCUACUGUACUAACUUCCAGACAGCCAAAUGCUACCAAUAAUGCAAAUAAAGGACGAAGGAGAUCCAGAGUACGAAGACGCCGACGCCUCAGUGAUGGAGAAAAACAUUCUCAGGUGACUACUGAGAGGUCCCCCAAGGAGGAUAGAUUUACUUCUUAUCCGUCCUCUCCAUCAAACUUCAAUACUCUAUUUGCAUAUGUCCCUCCACCACCUUUCCUUUUCCAACCAGGACCCCUGUCUGCCUCCCUGCUUGCUGCUUUGGAUGGUGGAUCCUCCAAAGGCUUUGAUGACCCCUCAACUUCAGGGCAGCCAUGUUCAUCAGGUGUAUCAUCGUUAAUCCCAAGGAGUACGUCCUCCAAAGCUGGAGGGAUUGACACUGCCACGGAAUGCUACAAACGGAAGGAAAAGCGUGACAAGGACAGAUACAAAUCCAGAGAGCACGGCCGUUAUGAAGACAUUACUAGAGGCAGAAAUAGGGACAGGGUGAGCUGUUCCUCUUCACACAGUGCUGAGGAGCGAACACGGCACAGGGACACUACGGAGCAAGGGCACGGACGCCACAGUUUAGGGGAAAAGGAAGAACGGCACGGAGAGAGGAGGCACAGAGACGACAGCGAAGGAUGGCAAAAAUCAUCACGCAGCAGCAGCAGCAGGAGUAGGAGGGCCAGAGGUGAGGACAGAGACAGUCAGAGUAGACACAAACACAGGAAGGCCAAAAGAAAUAGGAAGGACAAGGAGACCAAGAUGUCUUCUGCUGACCAAGAUAGGAAAUUUAAAUGACUGACAUUCAGUCUUUUUUAAUAGGAUGAACUGCCUUGUGGCAUCUUCCUGCAUGUUUCAUAAGAAAAUGUGAGUUUUUUUUCAAAGAAGCAAAGAAUAGAAGAAAAUUUUAUGUAUACGUACGAGAUGUUAUGUUGCAACAUCUUUAACUGUUUACUUUGUUGAGGUGAAGUAAGGCGUUUGUGUAUGUCUUUUCUCACCGACGCUCUUUUUCAAAUGACUUUAUUGAUCAUUUAACCAAAUGUACCAUCAGAUAUACUACACAGGCAAGACAGACAGAACCACAGCAGAUGGGCCUCAGACCAUCCACUGAUACACAGAAACCAAGUCAGUUUUUUUUUCUUAAAAGUAAGAAAAUUAGUAAGGCCUCCACAAUGUCACCUAAUUAAAUAUUUUUUAUAACACAACGAUCUAUUAUUUUCUUUUUAUAUAUAUUUUUUUAUUAUUGCCGGUGGUUUGAUAAUUUAGCCAUAGCUUCUGAAAUAAAAUAUAA
This is a messenger RNA of Etheostoma cragini (Arkansas darter), 1929 nucleotides long. It is a transcript of the gene fip1l1a, whose product is annotated as FIP1 like 1a (S. cerevisiae). The transcript has 13 exons. Gene Ontology annotation, molecular function: RNA binding. The coding region runs from base 120 to 1436 and encodes 438 amino acids. The record is from RefSeq and is a predicted model, not a curated record. Gene Ontology annotation, cellular component: mRNA cleavage and polyadenylation specificity factor complex. NCBI's taxonomy places the organism in Eukaryota, Metazoa, Chordata, Actinopteri, Perciformes, Percidae.